CAAAACCCUUACUCCACUCGUUACUCUUAACAACAAACAGCUAUUUAUCCCAAAUAUUCAUCACCUUCUAGAAACACUAAAAAUGACCUUGUAAAUCGCUAUAAAACUCUCUAUAAAAGAAACCAAAUUAUUAGUAUUUCCUUAGAUUCUUGAAUUCUUCUUCUUCUUCUUGAAAAUCAUCAUGUCUGGAUCAAUGAGAGCUACAGAAGCACAAUCAGUAGGGAGAACAUCAAGUUUAAGAUCAGCAAGUAAAACUAUGUUUCAGAGAGGUGACAGUGUCUUUGUUAAUUCCGCUAGUACCCGAAGGAAUUAUGAAGAUGAGGAUGAUCUUCAAUGGGCUGCAUUAGAGAAGUUACCAACUUAUAAUAGACUCAAUAUAUCUUUAAUGAAGAAUAAUAAUCAUGAUGGUGAGAAAUUUCAACAUGUUGAUGUUAGAAGUGUAUGUAUUGAUGAUCGACAACAACUUCUUAAUCGAUUAGUUCACAUUAUUGGUGUCGAUAAUGAGUUUUUCAUAGCCAAGUUACGAGAAAGAAUUGAUCGAGUUGGGAUUAUAUUACCGGAAGUUGAAGUUCGGUAUAAUCAUCUUAACGUUGAUGCUGAUGUUUAUGCUGGUGGAAGAGCAAUGCCAACAUUACUCAAUUCAACUCUAAACUUAAUUGAGAGUAUGAUAAGUUCUCUUCCCAUGUAUAAGAGCAAGAAGAAACCAGUCAAAAUUCUCAAUGAUGUCAGUGGUAUUAUCAGACCAGGAAGAUUGACUCUACUUCUCGGUCCACCGGGAUCUGGAAAGACAAGUCUAUUAUUGGCACUUACUGGAAAACUUGAUAAGGAUCUUAAGGUUUCUGGAAGUGUUACAUACAAUGGACACACCAUGAAAGAAUUUGUUCCACAGAGAACAUCAGUUUACAUUAGUCAACAUGAUGUACAUAAUGGAGAUAUGACUGUAAGGGAAACUCUAGAUUUUUCGGCUCGUUGUCAAGGCGUAGGAUAUAGACAAGAUGUUCUUACUGAACUAGCAAGAAGAGAGAAACAUCAUUGUAUUAAGCCAGACCCGGAUAUCGAUUUCUUUAUGAAGGCAGUGACAGUUCAAGGGCAAAAGUCGAGCAUUGUGACUGAUUAUGCAUUGAAGAUGCUAGGGCUAGAUGUAUGUGCUGACACAAUGGUUGGGGAUGAUAUGAGAAGAGGAAUUUCAGGGGGGCAGAAGAAACGAGUGACGACUGGUGAAAUGAUUGUUGGUCCUUCAACAGCUGUUUUCAUGGAUGAAACCUCAACAGGUCUUGAUAGUUCCACGACAUACCAAAUUGUCAAGUGCCUCAAGCAUUUCAUCCAUGUCUUCCAAUCAACAACUGUAAUCUCUCUACUCCAACCUGCACCAGAAACCUUCGCUCUCUUCGAUGAUGUGAUCCUUAUCUGUGACGGGAAGACAGUUUACCAUGGCCCAAGAGACUCAAUUCUUGAAUUCUUCGAGAUGAUGGGUUUUAAAUGUCCUGAAAGAAAAGGAGUAGCUGACUUCCUGCAAGAGGUGACUUCGAAGAAAGAUCAAGAACAAUAUUGGUAUAAUAAGGAGCAACAAUUUCGUUAUAUCUCGGUUGACGAAUUGUGCCUUGGAUUCUGGUCAUUCCAUGUAGGGAAAGAUUUACAAGCUUCUCUCGAUGUUCCUUACGACAAAUCAAUGUGUCAUCCAGCUGCUCUGGUAAAACAGAAGUAUGGACUAACCAACAAAGAACUCUUUGAAGCAUGUUUCGACCGUGAAGUUCUGCUUAUGAAGAGAAGCGCAUUCAUAUACGUCUUCAAAAUCAUACAGAUUACGGUAGUUGCAGCAAUAACCAUGACAGUUUUCCUAAGAACAGAGAUGAAUCACAACACUGCACAAGGCGCACAGAAUUAUAUGGGUGUUCUUUUCUUUGGACUAGUGAACAAUAUGUUUAAUGGACUGGCUGAAUUGCAAAUGACAAUUGCAAGGUUGCCAGUUUUUUACAAGCAGAGGGAUGCAAUGUUCUUCCCUUCGUGGGCAUACACACUUCCAACAUUUAUCGCAAGAAUACCCAUUUCACUAAUGGAAUCUUCUGUUUGGGUGCUUCUCACAUACUACACAACUGGAAUGGCACCUAGUCCAGAGAGGUUCCUUCGUCAGUUGCUUCUAAUGUUCUACCUACACCAAAUGUCACUAUCGCUCUUCCGCUUCAUUGCAGCAGUUGGACGUACCCUAGUUGUUGCAAGUACAUUUGGUGCUUUUGCUCUACUGGUUUUUUUUGUUUUAGGUGGUUUUGUAGUCUCCAGAGAGGACAUAUAUAGCUGGUGGAUUUGGGGAUACUGGACAUCUCCUCUAUCGUAUGCCCAAAAUGCAAUUUCCGUAAAUGAGUUUUUGGCAACUAGAUGGGGCACGGGAGGAGAAACUAUUCUCAAGCUUAGGGGAUUAUUUACAGAUGAAAGCUGGUAUUGGAUAGGAAUUGGAGUCCUGGCAGCAUACAACAUUCUCUUCAACGUCUUAUACACUGUAGCACUCACAUAUUUAAAUCCUCUUGGUAAGCGUCAAGCAUCUAUCUCUGAGGAGGAUAAAGCCAGUAAUGGGGAGCAAAGUGUGAAGAAGAGACAACCAAACAUCAAAGUCCAAGAUUCUGGUGAGAAUAAGAUGACUGAGAAGAAAGGAAUGGUGCUUCCAUUUAAACCCCUGGGCAUGGCAUUUGAAAAUGUGAAUUACUACGUUGACAUGCCAGCUGAAAUGAAAGAUCGGGGGUUUCCUGAGGACCGUCUCCAACUUCUACAAGGAGUAACUGGAUCUUUUAGGCCAGGUGUUCUAACAUGUUUGAUGGGUGUCAGUGGUGCUGGGAAAACGACUCUAAUGGAUGUUUUAGCAGGAAGGAAAACAGGUGGUUAUAUUGAAGGAUCGAUCACCAUCUCAGGAUAUCCAAAGAAGCAGGAAACAUUUUCACGUAUUAGCGGGUAUUGUGAACAAAAUGACAUUCAUUCUCCCAACCUUACUGUGUAUGAAUCCCUUCUCUAUUCAGCGUGGCUCCGUCUUCCUUCCAAUGUUGACAUAGAGACAAGAGAGAUGUUUGUGCAAGAGGUGAUGGAGUUGGUAGAAUUGAACAGCCUGAAGGAUGCAAUAGUAGGUGUCCCAGGAGUUUCAGGGCUUUCAACAGAACAGAGAAAGCGAUUGACUAUUGCUGUUGAACUUGUUGCCAACCCUUCAAUUAUAUUUAUGGACGAACCAACAUCAGGUUUAGAUGCUCGAGCUGCAGCCAUAGUUAUGCGAACUGUCAGAAACACGGUAGACACGGGCAGAACCGUUGUGUGCACCAUUCACCAACCCAGCAUUGAUAUUUUUGAAUCUUUUGAUGAGUUAUUACUCGUGAAACGUGGAGGGCAAGUGAUCUAUGCAGGUCCGCUUGGAAAACACUCUCAAGAACUACUAGACUACUUCGAAAAACUUGAUGGAGUCACUAAAAUAACACCUGGAUACAACCCAGCAACAUGGAUGUUGGAGGCUAGUUCAGUGGGUUCAGAAAAUCUGCUUGGUGUAGAUUUUGCAGAAAUUUAUUCUAAAAGCUCUCUCCAUCAAAGAAACAAAGAAAUGAUAGAGAACUUGAAGAAACCAAUCCCAGGAUCAGAAGAUAUCCAUUUUAAGACCAAAUUUUCCCAGCCAUUCUGGGUUCAAACUAAAGCUUGCCUCUGGAAGCAACACUGGUCUUACUGGAGGAACCCGGAAUAUAAUGCCAUCCGCUUUUUCUUCACUGUCAUUUGUGCUCUCCUUUUUGGAAGUAUAUUUUGGCAAAUGGGUGGUAAAAUUGAGAAGCAACAAGAUUUUCUAAAUGCUAUGGGAUCAAUGUUCACUGCGGUUACCUUCCUUGGUGUCAACAGUGCCUCGUCAGUGCAGCCAGUAGUAGGCAUAGAGAGAAGUGUUUUCUAUAGAGAGCGAGCAGCAGGCUUGUAUUCUGCUCUUCCUUAUGCUCUGGCCCAGCUGUUAGUGGAGUUGCCCUACAUAUUGGUGCAGGCUGUCGUGUAUGCACUCAUCGUUUAUUCCACACUUGGAUUCCAGUGGACUAUCGCAAAGUUCUUAUGGUUCUUCUUCUUCAUGUUCUUCACCUUCUUAUACUACACAUACUAUGGGAUGAUGACAGUUGCUUUGACUCCCAAUGCAACCUUAGCCGCAGUCGUGGCUGCAGCUUUCUAUGGAGUUUGGAUGCUCUUUGCUGGUUAUCUGAUCCCUAAAACAAGCCUCCCGGUGUGGUGGAGAUGGUAUUACUGGGGAUGCCCUGUUGCCUGGACACUCAACGGAUUAGUGACUUCCCAAUUCGGAGAUAUGACCACUUCCUUGUUAACAUACGAUGGAUUGGAAGUCCCGUUGAAGGAAUUUCUGAAAACUUCAUUUGGCUUUCACCAUGAUAUGCUACCUGUUGUAGCAUGUGCCACUGCCGGCUUUGCUCUUCUCUUUGCAUUGGUCUUUGCCUUCUCUAUUCGCUCUCUUAAUUUCCAAACUAGGUGAGGCGGCAGAAAACAAGUGCACCCCUCAGAUGUAAAGCACAAUGUAGUUGAAUUUUGUAGGUUAUUAUUCAUUUUUCCUCUUCCUGUCCGAUUCUAUCAUACUGUCUUCCAGUUUUCUGUUGCAAUUAAAA
This is a messenger RNA of Papaver somniferum (opium poppy), 4613 nucleotides long. Its product is annotated as pleiotropic drug resistance protein 1-like. The record is from RefSeq and is a predicted model, not a curated record. NCBI's taxonomy places the organism in Eukaryota, Viridiplantae, Streptophyta, Magnoliopsida, Ranunculales, Papaveraceae. The transcript is spliced from 20 exons. Gene Ontology annotation, cellular component: membrane. The coding region runs from base 182 to 4483 and encodes 1433 amino acids. Gene Ontology annotation, molecular function: ATP hydrolysis activity; ATP binding; ABC-type transporter activity.